This is a messenger RNA of Peromyscus californicus insignis, 2098 nucleotides long. It is a transcript of the gene Npepl1, whose product is annotated as aminopeptidase like 1. Gene Ontology annotation, cellular component: cytoplasm. The transcript has 12 exons. Gene Ontology annotation, biological process: proteolysis. Lineage: Eukaryota; Metazoa; Chordata; Mammalia; Rodentia; Cricetidae. Gene Ontology annotation, molecular function: manganese ion binding; metalloaminopeptidase activity. The record is from RefSeq and is a predicted model, not a curated record. The coding region runs from base 25 to 1599 and encodes 524 amino acids.
CCGGGGGCGCGCGGGGGGCGGGAGAUGGCGAGCGUGGGGUUGCAGUUCCAGGCGAGCGCCGGGGACGCUGACCCCCAGAGCCGGCCCCUGCUGUUGCUGGGCCAGCUGCAACACCUGCACCGCGUGCCCUGGAGCCACGUCCGCGGGAAGCUGCAGCCCCGGGUCACCGAGGAGCUCUGGCAGGCAGCUCUGGCCACGCUCAACCCCAACCCCACGGACAGCUGUCCCCUCUACCUGAACUGUGCCACAGUGGCAGCUCUGCCUUCCAGGGUGAGCCGGCAUAACAGCCCUUCCGCCGCCCACUUCAUCACCAGGCUUGUGCGAACCUGCCUGCCACCUGGAACCCACCGGUGUAUCCUGAUGGUCUGUGAACAGCCUGAGGCUUUCGCCUCCGCCUGUGCCCUGGCCCGGGCCUUCCCACUCUUCACACUCCGCUCAGGGGCAUCCCGUCGCACAGAGAAGAGGACGGUUGUGGUGGAAUUCUUCCUGGUGGGACAAGACAAUGGCCCGGUGGAAGUGUCCACCUUGCAAUGUUUGACCAAUGCCGGAGAAGCUGUACGGCUAGCUGCCCGCAUUGUGGACACACCGUGCAAUGAGAUGAACACAGACAUCUUCCUUGAGGAGAUUACUCAAGUUGCAAAGGAGCUGGGGAUCACCCCCACCAUCAUCCGGGAUGAGCAGCUGAAGACCAGAGGAUUUGGAGGAAUCUAUGGGGUCGGCAAAGCUGCCCUCCACCCGCCUGCUCUGGCCAUCCUCAGCCACACCCCUGAUGGGGCCACGCAGACCAUUGCCUGGGUGGGCAAGGGUAUCGUCUAUGACACUGGUGGCCUCAGCAUCAAAGGGAAGACCACCAUGCCAGGGAUGAAGCGAGAUUGUGGGGGUGCCGCAGCCGUCCUGGGAGCCUUCAGAGCCGCCAUCAAGCAGGGUUUCAGAGAUAACCUCCAUGCUGUGUUCUGCUUGGCUGAGAAUGCUGUGGGCCCCAAUGCCACCAGGCCUGAUGACAUUCACCUUCUGUACUCAGGAAAGACCGUAGAGAUAAACAACACAGAUGCCGAGGGCAGGCUGGUGCUAGCCGAUGGAGUGUCCUAUGCUUGCAAAGACCUGGGAGCUGACAUCAUCGUGGACAUGGCCACAUUGACUGGAGCACAGGGCAUUGCCACAGGGAAGUACCAUGCAGCCGUGCUCACCAACAGUGCCGAGUGGGAGGUGGCCUGCGUGAAGGCUGGCCGGAAGUGCGGAGACCUGGUCCACCCUCUGGUCUACUGUCCUGAGCUGCACUUCAGCGAGUUCACCUCAGCUGUGGCUGACAUGAAGAACUCAGUGGCGGACCGAGACAACAGCCCCAGCUCCUGCGCUGGCCUCUUCAUUGCUUCACACAUCGGAUUUGACUGGCCUGGGGUCUGGGUCCAUCUGGAUAUCGCAGCUCCAGUGCAUGCUGGCGAGCGAGCCACGGGCUUUGGUGUGGCCCUCCUAUUGGCACUUUUUGGCCGUGCCUCCGAGGACCCGCUGCUGAACCUGGUUUCCCCACUGGACUGUGAGGUGGACGCCCAGCAGGGUGAUGAUGUGGGACGUGACUCCAAGAGACGCAGGCUCGUGUGAGAGACGCAGGCUGGUGUGAGAGACGCAGCUCGUGUGAGAGACGCAGGCUCAUGUGAGCGCUCCUUCCCACCUGGUGACAUGGGUUCCUUACCUCAUUUGCACUGGCUGACUGGUUUUAAGCAUUUGAGAGAUUAGAUCUUGAGAUGAGUUUGGCUUUUCCUUCUGUAACCCGUGGUGAUGGGAGUGGCCAUUCUUCUCUUAGAAGACAGCUUAGCGUUUGGUGGGAUCUGGUGAAGGCUGUCACAGACCUCCUAAGUCGGCUUCUGCAAACUCACUGUCCCUUGUCCCCCACCUGGUCUUUAGAACCACCUCAGGUCACCUCUGUGGUGAGUGCACUUCCUGAUCCAGGCCCUUGCUCCAGCUGGGGCUCACUGGGGUGCCCAGCCAGCCCAUGCCUUGGUAGAUGUGACUGGCCGUUAGAGGCUCCAUGCUGUGAAGCAGGAAGAGCCUCACAGCCCUCCAGUUCACUUGAAGUUGAAAUAAAUAUGACCACAACAUA